Messenger RNA from Hymenoscyphus albidus, 1031 nucleotides. The record is from the annotation of a GenBank genome assembly. Lineage: Eukaryota; Fungi; Ascomycota; Leotiomycetes; Helotiales; Helotiaceae.
AUGGAACUUCCUGGACUCCGAGAUUUGACGAUCAAACAGUUCACUAGGUGGAAGCCGAAAGGUGGAGAGAUGGUCUGGCUUGAACCUGAACCGGUGAAACCAUCCGCGCUCAAAACAUUAAACAUCCACUCUCUCUCUUUUCCACUUGGACGAGACGUCGAGUAUCUCCUUCAAGGGCUUUCAUAUCUUCAACAUUUCAGCUGGAUCAUUGAUGGUCGACCUGAAGACCACGACGGAAUUUGGGAAAUUGGUUCUCAUGUACAAAUCGGUGUCACAGAAUUAAUCAGCCGGGGUUUACUACCAUUGUCGACCUGGCUCCUGGAGCUCAAUCUCCUGAUUUCAAAUUACUCAAGAAACUUCCCUUUUCUCGACAGUAGAUGCAUUAGCACUUUGGACUUUAGACAAUACUCCCGGUUGAGGAUUCUGAGAAUUCAAGCCGAUUUUCUCUUUCAAUUGUGGGACGACCGAGAUGGAUUCAUUCGACAGCUACCUUACUCACUUGAAGGACUUCUGGCGAGUCUCUCUCCUUUUUCCGAUUCCCGAACGAAAAUAUCAAUGGAUCGCUCAGGCCUCGUUGGAUUUGUUUGUUGUUUGGAAUGAACUAACGUCUGAAACCCUGCUAGAUAUUCUUUAAUUACGGCGAAAAUUCUAAUACUCUCAUGGUCGACAAAAACAGCCCUCCAGAUUACGAUUGGUUUCUACCACUAGCACAAUAUAAAGAAACGAACUUACCACGGCUAUCGAGAGUCAAGAUUCAGGAUUCACUUCGAUGGUGGGGUUUUGAUCUUGUGUCACCUGGAUAUCCAGAACAUAUAUCGAAGUCCUUUGAACAUGCAGAGAUUUUGCUCAAAGUGGUCAUCAAUGUGCCAAACCUUGCUGAGCAGGAACCUUUUAUCAAUUAUACCGGACCAUUUCUUGCGGAUCCCAAUUUAUCAGCUGAAGAUGAACAAAUGAUACUCUGUCAGAACAAUGCGAGGAGGCGAGAGUUUAUCUUGAGACAGGCUGUGGAAGAUCAUUGUUAUCAAUUCUAA